Messenger RNA from Dermacentor albipictus, 10593 nucleotides. RefSeq names its product Protocadherin-like wing polarity protein stan (gene stan). Lineage: Eukaryota; Metazoa; Arthropoda; Arachnida; Ixodida; Ixodidae. Gene Ontology annotation, cellular component: plasma membrane. Gene Ontology annotation, biological process: cell surface receptor signaling pathway; G protein-coupled receptor signaling pathway; homophilic cell-cell adhesion. Gene Ontology annotation, molecular function: G protein-coupled receptor activity; calcium ion binding. The record is from RefSeq and is a predicted model, not a curated record.
CUUGUGCUCUUUUUCAUUGACUCCUUUUUCUCUCUCGCUCGCUGCGAAGCCGGAGCUGCCGCCGCUCUCCGAGGGUGCUCCUCCUCCUCCGAGAAGUCGCCGCGGCGCGGCGAUGGGAAAGACCGGUUUUCGGACAAUGAGGGCCGAUGGGGCCACAAGGAUCCUUCGAGAUGUCGUCGUCGCCGUUGCAUUCCGUGCUCCGAGUGACUCGCUUCAAAGCGGCUAGGACUGCCUGAAAUGCGAGCAGAGUUCGACAAGGCCGACGCGUGCGAUAUGCCUCUGUGCGGUCACCACGCGCGCUUUGUUUCCCGGAGUGUGGCUUCACCCCAACGCCGAUCGAUGCAAGGUGUGUGCGUGCGCGCAGUGGAGCGGCCGUAGAAACCAGCGCAAUAAUUGAUGCCAGCCGUCGUGGCCCCUGUGGAUACCGCGCCAUGUCGGCGGUGUUGUGCAGCUUUCGAAAAGUGCCCGAUUAUUUAGCCUGUGACGUGACGACAAUGGUGCGGCCGUCUUGCUCCGGAGACGCCGCGUUUGUUGUGGUUUCGGCGUGCGCGCUGUCAUCGUGGUCGCCGGCACCCGACGCGCAGUUGUUGUGACAUGGGCGAGGGGGUCGCGCCGUCGCCUCUGCGGCGACGGUCGCUGCUCUGCUUGGCGUGCCUCUUCACGGUCGCCGACUCUCUUGUGACCUCCGUGGGGCCCGCGGAUAACCGGCGUGGCUUCGCGGUCUUCCUCGCCGCGCUUCUUCGCCCCGACGAACCGCCGCCGUGGACUUACGACCUCCGCGUGCCGGACCAGGCCGCCGAUGCACGUAUAUUCGACGUCGACCGUCAUAGCGGAGCCGUCACGUUGCAAGACUCGGUGCAGUGUGGUUCACUUUUGCAGAACCCCGUACCGGUGACAGUGCGCGCUAGACGACCGUGUUGUUCGACCGAGUGGACGACGUGGGUGCGCUUCUCGGAAUGCGAAAUCACCGACGUCUCGCCGGACACCUCGGAUACAGUGCGCGUGACUCUACAUCAGCUUCAAGAGGCGUGCUUCGUGCAAAGCGAACCAAUCGUAAGAUUGGCUAGCCUCCUGCCCCGACUUGGGAACUGCAGCCUCACGUACGGAUACUCACCACCGAGCCGGUGCUGUGCCAUAGAAAGGGUCGCGGGAGACCUGGUAGCCCACACGGAUUUCUGUGGUCCUGUGGCAGACACUCUCACAACAAGGUUGGCUUCGCCUUGUGGAAACUCCAGCUAUGACUUAAUUGUGGCCUUUGGGCGCCAUCGAAGCAGGCGUCACACACUUAAUUUUGAGAAGAACCUAUACAUUGCUUCAGUUCCAGAAGGGAAAGAUCGUGGCUACGUAGUAGAAACCAUGACAGCGUCAACUACUGGGGCUUCAUCAUCCGAUUUGUCGUAUUCACUUCACGCUGUUUUUGAUGCAAGAAGCCAGGCUAUGUUCAACAUCGAACCUCUGUCGGGUGUCGUGACAACUACCACUAUUCUGGACAGGGAAUUUAUGGACAUUCACUAUUUAAGGGUUAUUGCCAUAGAUGGAAAUACACACCCACCAGCAACUGCUAGUAGCACUUUGCAGGUGAAUGUUCUUGAUGAAAACGAUCAUGCUCCUCUGUUUGAGCAAUCGACCUAUGAAACCUCAAUCCGAGAGUCUGUUCCAAUAGGCUACACCGUUGUUACAGUCAGGGCAACGGAUCAAGACUCAGGUUCCAAUGCCAUUAUUGACUACUCAAUCGUGAACCCAGAUGGUACAAAUAGUGCCUUUGGAAUAGACUCAAAGAGUGGCAUCAUUACAACACAGACAUCUCUUGACAGGGAGUUAAUCUCCUUCUAUUCACUCACAGUUCAGGCAAGCGACUCGGGUUCUGUCACUGAUCGGAAAUCAGCAUCAACAACUGUUGAAAUUACUAUCCUUGAUGACAAUGACAAUUACCCCCAGUUCUCGGAACGUUCUUAUUCUGUCAAGGUGUCCGAAGACAUCAAUUGGUUAAAUCACCCCGAGAUAGCAAAAAUUCGUGCUGUAGAUGCUGAUGAAGGUGCAAAUGCAGCUUUAAGGUACAGUCUUAUUGGCGGCAAUACACAGGGCCAUUUUGCUAUGGACAGCUUCACAGGGUCGGUGACUGUUCUGUCUCCAUUAGAUUACGAGUCAGCACGCAGCUAUCGCCUUGUAGUCAGGGUUCAAGAUGGCGGGACACCCUCUCGGUCCAACACAACUCAGCUACUUGUGAAUGUUAUUGAUAUUAAUGACAAUGAUCCAAAGUUCUACACCUCCCUCUUUCACGAAACAGUUCCCGAAAAUGUUCCAAUCAGUCACAGUAUAGUAAGAGUCCAAGCCUAUGAUGCGGACGACGGGGCAAAUGCCGAGAUCUCCUACACCUUGUCUUCUGCUGAGCAUGCAGACUUGCCCUUGAGGAUUGAUGACAUCACCGGUUGGAUUGUGACAACGCGAGAGCUUGACCGAGAGGAAAGCGCCAACUACAACUUCCAAGUGAUUGCUCGUGACCAUGGCUCGCCUGCACGAUCUGCCACAGCCACCAUUCUUCUUCGAGUGCAGGAUGUAAAUGACAACGAUCCGGUGUUUGAGCCACGUAUCUAUGAAGGCACAGUCUCUGAGGCCGAUCCUCCUGGAACUCCAGUGGUGAGCGUCACGGCCACAGACCGGGACGAAAAUUCGCGUCUCGUCUAUCAUAUCACAAGUGGAAACACAAGGGAUCGCUUUAGCAUUGUUAGCCAUAACAGGCAGGCAGUGGUGUCCAUAGCACAACCUCUUGACUACAAACUCGAGAAGCGGUUUGUCCUCACAGUCAGUGCUACGGACUCUGGGGGCCGGUCGGAUACAGCCACAAUCUACCUCAAUGUGAGCGAUGCAAACACGCAUCGACCAAUUUUCGAGCGAACACCGUACACUGCUACGGUGCCAGAGGAUGUACCAGUGGCAACGACGGUCCUUGUAGUGGAAGCACAUGAUGGUGACGUCGGUCGAAACGCACUCAUCACUUACACAAUGGAGGAGGAUGUCCCAGAGUUUCGAAUUGACUCGACAACCGGUGCAAUCGUGACCACUAAACCUCUUGACCGAGAAAAAGCUAGCGGCUAUACAUUAGUUGUCAUGGCUCAGGACAAUGGCAACCCACCACUGUCUGACACAACAAAUGUAGAACUGGAAGUUGCUGACGUCAACGACAAUGCACCCACUUUUCCCACAGCUGGCUACACCAGCACGGUCAGCGAAGACGCUCUCAUUGGGACAAGCGUUGUUCAUAUCUCAGCGACAGACAGUGAUCUUGGCCUAAAUGGGCAGAUCCGUUACACUUUUCUUGGAGGAAAUGACGGAAGCGGUGCCUUUGGAGUUGAUCCGACGUCGGGUAUCAUUCGGACAAACAGGGUACUUGAUCGUGAGACAUUGGCUGUGUAUCACCUCGCUGUCUUCGCCGUCGACCGCGGGUCGCCAUCUCUUUCAGCGUCUGUGCCUGUGACAGUUUACAUAGAGGACGUCAACGACAGCCCUCCCCGUUUUUCGGCAGAUCGAAUCCGGCUGUUUGUUCCAGAAAACAGCCCGAUAGGUUCUGUUGCAGGCGAGAUAGAAGCGCACGACCCAGACGAGGGACCGAAUGCAGUCAUCCAGUAUGCCAUUGUUGGUGGCCCUGAUGCGGAUGCUUUUUCUCUGGUAGCCAGACCAGGAGAGCCAGCUGAGAUUGUUACCAGAACAGACCUUGAUUAUGAGUCUCCUCACAAGAAGUACACCUUGAUUGUGCGAGCAUCGUCUCCACCACUCCGAAAUGAUGUCGAAGUUGAAGUUUGGGUCACAGAUGUCAAUGACAAUGCUCCUGUUCUUAAGGACUUCAGCAUCGUGUUCAACAACUACCAGCAUCACUUUCCCGUGGGCUCAAUUGGACGCGUCCCCGCCUGGGAUGCAGACGUUGCCGAUCAGCUGCGAUAUCGCUUUGUCUCUGGCAACAAUGCCAACCUUCUCGUGCUCAACGAAACAUCCGGAGACGUCCGGCUUAGCCCGAGCCUCAACUCUAACGUGCACAUCAAUGCCGACAUGGAAGUCAGCGUGUUUGACGGCAUCAACGAAGUGUCGGCGAUGUGCCACCUUUCGGUGAGGCUCGUGUCGGAGGCCAUGUUGUUCAACAGCGUCACCGUGCGUCUGGGCGGAAUCACCAAGGAACAGUUCCUCUCGCCGCUGUACGACCAGUUUGUCAGUGGCCUCGCAGCAAUCGUGCCCUGUGCCAAGGAAAAUGUCUUCAUAUUUAGUGUUCAGGACGACACGGACGUCGACACCGUUGUCCUGAAUGUGAGCUUCUCGGCACUAAAGGGCACUGAAGAUGACUACUUUCAACCGCAGUACCUCCAGGAGAGAGUCUACCUCAACAGAGCCAUACUUGCCAAACUCACAAAUGUGCACGUGCUGCCCUUCGACGACAACCUGUGUGUCCGUGAGCCCUGCAUCAACUUCGAAGAAUGCCUGUCAGUGCUCAAGUUUGGGAACGCAUCCUCGUUCAUCGCAUCAGACACAGUCCUUUUCCGACCCAUCUAUCCUGUCAACACUUUUGCUUGUCGAUGCCCUGUCGGCUUUACGGGUAUGAAAAGGAAGUAUGACUGCGACAUUGAGAUCAACCUGUGUUAUUCGAAUCCUUGUGGCCGGAAUGGGACAUGCAUUCGACGAGAGUCAGGAUACACAUGUAUCUGUCAGGAAGGUUUUACAGGGAUCAACUGUGAGAUAAAGAUCAAGAGCUGCGGCCAAGAGUGCACCAACUGCACGGAGGACCCGUUGUGGACAAACAGCCAGUGCCAAUUAAGGGCGCGCAGCUUCAACCGUGGCUCGUACGUCACGUUUCCAUCUCUGAGACAGCGUCACCGAAUGCACUUGCGUCUCAGCUUUGCCACACAAAAGCGGGAUGGCCUGCUGCUCUACAACGGACGCUACAAUGACAUGCAUGACUUCGUGGCCUUAGAGGUCGUGCAAGGCAGCAUUGUGUUCUCAUUCUCGACAGGUGUCAACAUGAGUCAGGUGUCGGUCACAGUGCCCACUGAGGUCAGCAAUGGACAGUGGCACCAGGUUGAAGUCAGCUAUUACAACAGAACGGUGACAUUAUCUGUGGAUGGCUGUGACUCUGUACUGGCCACCCGUUUUCAAAACCGCCUGGGCAACUACAACUGUGCUAACAGUACAACACACCACCUAGAAGACAGGUGUGCUGAUGUGAUGCAGACUUGCUACCGCUUCCUGGACCUUACUGGCCCGUUGCAGAUCGGCGGCCUGCCAGAUCUGCCGACACAUUUUCCCGUCUCCCAGAUGCACUUUGCAGGCUGCAUUCGUGACCUCUACAUUGACCACCAACUUGUUGACCUCAACAAAUUCGUCGCCAACAACUCGACGACAGCCGGCUGCCACGAGAGGCGCGGUUUCUGCCAUACAAGGCCUUGCCAGAAUGGGGGCACUUGCUCGGAGGGCUGGAACACCUUUGUCUGCAACUGUCCACUUGGAUUUGGUGGACGAGACUGCAGUGAAGGUGUGGAACCUGUGCGUCGAUUCGAUGGCGACGGCUUCCUGGUUUUCAAUCCCCUGCUGCGCCCAAUCCAGUUUCCGUGGUCCCUGGGGCUCACUUUCCGCACAAGAGCCACCACGGGUCUCCUCAUCCACGUCCACGUGGGACAGAGCUCAGAGAUGUCCCUCCACGUCGAAGGGGGCCACCUCAAGUACACGAUAGAUGGUGAGAGCAUCUCCCUCGAGGACAUUCGAGUAAAUGAUGGCAAGUGGCACAACGUGGCUGUCAAGUGGAUGGUGGGUGACGUGUGGCUCAGCCUGGACUACGGCCAGUAUGAGGUAUCCAAGGAGUUUGCCGCAGCAAUUCAAGGAUUGUACGUGGGCAAGGUAUCACUUGGAGGGCUCGAGGAAGGAGGUGCCAACUUCUAUGGCUGCAUUCAGGACGUACGCAUUGGCACAAGCAAAGAAGCAUGGCUGCGUCCCGUGAUGGAGCAAAACGUUCGAGACGGCUGUCACGUGCCAGAUCCAUGCCUUUCGAGCCCUUGCCCUCAACAUAGCACGUGUGUUGACACCUGGGAGGAGUUUGAGUGCCGCUGUGAUGCAGGUUACGUUGGUGAGCAGUGCACGGAAUCGUGCGGUCUGGACCCUUGCGAAGCAGACGCCAAGUGCCUCGUGUCCGAGAAGGACCCCGGCGGCUUCCGCUGCCAGUGCGGCGAAAACCGCUGGGGUCGCUACUGUGAGGAGGCAAGCACGCAACCGUGCCCCUUCAACUGGUGGGGCUACCCGGUGUGUGGACCCUGCCACUGCCCCGUCGAACGUGGCUACCAUGCCGACUGCAACAAGACCACGGGCGAAUGCUACUGCGAGGAGAACCACUACCAGCCAGAGGACAGUGAUGUGUGCUAUCCAUGCGACUGCUAUGCCAACGGGUCCUACAGCAACCGAUGCCACCCUGUCACGGGACAGUGUCGGUGUCGACCUGGAGUCAUUGGCCGCCAGUGUGAUGCCUGUUCCAAUCGCUUCGCCGAGGUCACACUUCGCGGCUGUGAAGUUAUCUAUGAUGGCUGUCCGAGAUCGUUUGGUGAAAGAGUGUGGUGGGAACGAGCACUCUUCAACCAGGAGAUGUCUCGGAGCUGUCCCAAGGGAUCUCAUGGCAAGGCAACCCGCCUCUGCGACCAGGAGAGUGGCUGGCUGGAGCCGGACACAUUCAACUGCGUAUCCGACGCAUUCGUGCCACUUUCCGAGCAGCUGCGCGUCCUGGAACGUGACAAGCUCCCUCUCAACACCUACAGCGCCGUCCGCGUCGCCAAGCAGCUCAGGGCUGCCACCAACGCUACCCACUCGGACCCGAUUGGCCUGUACGGAACCGACGUCCUGCUGGCGUCUCGGCUCCUGCACCAUGUACUCUCGUACGAGAACCACCAGGCAGGGCUCAACCUCACUCACCGGCAGGACCGGAGCUUCAUCAAGAAUUUGGUGCACGCUGCGAGCAUCAUCCUGGACACUCGAUAUGCCAUGCACUGGGAGCGUGUGGCAUCACUCACGGGACAAGGACCGGCACACUUGCUGAAGAUGUUUGAGAAGUACGGCCACACGCUGGCGUCAAGCCGGCAGGACACGUACACAGAGCCGUUUGAGAUCUCGGCUCCCAACGUCGUGCUUGGAAUGGACACCAUAUCAGCAGCUGAAACGAAAGGUUCCUUCAUUGAGCACGGAGCUCCUGACGGACCAUCGAUCUGGCUACCUAAAUACAACAACUAUGUGCUGCGAAAGCCAAACCCCGAAAUCACUUCCAUCUCCCUCUCACUGGCAUCCCUUGGCAUCACUGCAAAGUCAGAACCACCUUCCCGUAGCUUCACAAAGAAGGCAGUUGUUGUCUACAGUGUCUACCCAAACUUGGAUGGCCUAUUUCCAGCUGCUUUUGAUCAAACCAUAAGGCAAAAGUUUGGUGUGGAACUGGCACUCGGAAGCCCUGUAACGACGCUGGUGGUCCAACCUGCCAACGCUGGCACUCCCGUCGGCCAGAUCAAAGUCCGCUUUCGUUUCCCGAGGAUUUUAUCUCGUGGCGAGCACCCACAGUGUGUUUUCUGGAUGUUUUCUUCCAGUGGUCGUGGCAAGUGGUCAAGCCGAGGCUGCAAAGUUGAAGGAUUUGAUGCUGCGUAUGUCAACUGCUCCUGUGACCACCUCAGCAGCUUUGCAGUUCUGACAGACAUUGUCAGCCGUGAGCAUUUGGCUGAGGUUUCAACGGCAGAAGGAGCGGUGGCCUGGUCGGGUCUGGUCGGCGCACUCGUCAUGCUUUUCCUGACCUGGCUCGUGCUAAGCCUUCUUCGCGGAACCUGUACAAACUCCAACUCGAUCCACCGGAACCUUGUUGGCUGCCUUUUCGUCUCACUGCUUCUCUUCCUGGUUGCCCUCAAGUUACGUCGAACACUCCUGUACCAAGAGUUUCCUUGCAAGCUGCUGGCCAUCUCUCUGCACUAUGGCUUCCUGUGCGUCUUCUCGUGGCUGUCGCUGGACGCAGUCCACCUGUAUCGCAUGCUGACUGAGAUGAAGGACGUCAACCACGGACACAUGCGCUUCUACUAUUCUCUCGGCUAUGGCGCACCAGCCGUGGUUGUCGGGUUGGCCGUCGGGGUGCGGGCUGACCACUACGCCACCCACAACUUUUGCUGGCUUUCAAUGUAUGAGAACAUUGUCUGGAGCAUGGUGGGACCAAUCUGUGUCAUGGUUCUGGCAACCCUUGUGAUCUUCUCGCUGUCAAUACGAGCUAGUGUCCAGAUCAAGGACACUGUCAUGGACUUUGGAAACUUGAGAGUUCUGCUGUGGGUCAGCGUACUGCUUCUGCCGCUGGUCGGCAGUUGCUGGACGCUUGCUCUGCUGUCGGUCAGCGACGAGCCACCAGAACUGCGCCUCGCUUUUCCAACAGUUUGUCUCAUCACUGGCAUCUACAUCUUCCUCGGCUACUGCAUUCUGAACAGAAGGGUUCGUCAACAUCUGUGCUAUGUUUGGGCUAGGAUGAGGGGCAAGAAAAUUCCUUACGACGAGAGUCUCAGUGGAACCAGGGCUUCCAUGAUUUCGAGGUCGGCGCUAGCGUACCACAACUCAUCCUUUGACAUACUUCACCGCAAUGUUGGAAUAUCAACUUCGUCGACGACGAGCCGCUCCACAGCUAAGACAUCGAGCAGCCCCUGGAAUAGCAAUGGAAGGGUUCAUCAUCGCAGAAGCCAUGUGCACAAUGAUCCUGACGCGGGCGAAGUGGUACGAAAGCGCCGCACCACGUCAGACUCGGACUCGGAAAUGUCCCUGGACCACGCCUCCCUUGACCUUGCAUCAAGUCACUCUUCAGAUGAGGAAGAGUCAAAGCCAUCCUGGAGAGAUACCUCUGGCCUCCCAACUGUUCGUGAGGAAGAUGUGCCGCUUCCUCCCACGACAACUAUGUCACCCGUGUCUACUGCUCCAGUCACCAUGUCCGAAGUCAUGUCACCGAUAGUCUACAACGGUGGCAGUCUGUGGGACUGCGGGUUGCCUCCACAGUUGGGGCAGCACCAGCAGUCGUUGGCUUCGCCACAGCAAGGGGUGCUCACGUCUGUUCCCACCCUGGGCUCAUUGACCACCUCCCACAGCUACGGCACCGCGGCUGGGAUAACCUCUAUCUACAGUCAGUCGCCGUUGGUGCCAACUUUGUCAUCCCCACAGGGCCUGCUCUCUCCCUCGUCUAACGUUCAGUGGGCUGAUGAGGACGGCGAGUUCAGGAACAACCUCGAUCAGCCGACACCCAAGGGCAAGGACGGCCUGUGCCACAAGCCAAACAUGCCGCCACUAGCCGCAUCUGAUUCUGAGGACAGCAAUGAAACGUCCGUGUAGAAAGAUCUCAGGGCAACGUCUGUCUCACUUGCCUCCCUCCUCUCCCAGCUGCCGCCACAGCCAACUCUGUACAUACAACAGGAACAAACGUCUGGCAAGGCAGCGACAGACUAGCAAGGUCAGGACGAUGACCUCGUGACCCCGAUGACCUCGGGAAGGGGGGAGAAAACAAAUGUUCACAUUCCAUCCACUUUGGGACCAAUCAAUCAUCGUCGCUUUCACAUGAUAUACAUGCAUUGUACACAUACAAACUCAAGAAGGGCCCUGUACGACAGCCCAGAAACAAAUAAAAAAAAGCCAAUAAAAGCCAAAUGGUAGAAGUAGAAGUAGUUGUGAGAACCACUGCCCUUCCCCCAUUUAUAUAUGCAAAGUUCACAAGGAAAUGUAAAUGUCACACAAGUGCAUGCUGGGAAUGCUUUUCUCUGAAACUCAUAUUUGCAUAAAUGCAGCUGAAGUUCGAAAUGAGAAAUUGAUAUUAAAGUUGACCACGAAGUGAAUGCUUUGUUGAUGGCGACGGACAAAGCUGGCGCCAAGUACAUUGACACACGUUUUACAUUUGCCAAUGCUUAAUCGGUCAAUGGUUAAUUACUUCACGCAUUGCAUGUUUUGAAGGUGUUAUUAUGAUUCAAACUUUUUCACUAUCUUUUUCUAGCCCCUAGUGCCUGUGUCAAAGCUACAACCAUGCAGCAGUGUGUAGACACUAAAGUUCAAGCUAAGUGCGUCUCCAUUUCAUGGGGAAUGAGACAAGUACAUAUAUAUGGCCUCUUAAAGAAUUUGGACCACUGUUCUUCGUUGCACUCAGUCUCAAAAACUCAAAGGCACAGCCUUGUGCCGAGCUCCUCGAGCCUAGCAGUUACUGUUACACAGGUGAAGCUAGUCGAACCUUGCUGUAAUGGAGGCGCAUCUAACAUGAAAGUACCUUCAUUACAUCCAAAUAUUUGUUACAUGCUGCAAGAUGUUACCUUCAUUAUAUAUUAUACUAUGUAUGUGUUUCUUUAUGACAUUUUUUGCAAAUCCUGACCUCAACAAGAACAAAGGCAAAAGCAGAUAUUACAUGUGCCUGGUCACCUGGAGCACCUCUAGCAAAGCGUCAGAAGCCAUUUUUUACAAAGCUAAGUUCACUUGCAUUAGAGAGAAGAAAAAAAAUUUUUCACCCGUGAUUACGAUACUUGUAAUACGAAACUUGAGUGCAGUUCCAUACGUGUUUUCAUCUCGCAAUAUAUUGGCUGGCACACAUAA